CCCGGGAGCCGGCCGUGCGCUCCGGCCCCGCGCCAGCCCGCCCCCAGCCCGCGAGGCCCGCGGGCUCCCGUAACUGGAUAAAAGAAGACUGGAAACAUGUCCGAGUUUUGGUUAAUUUCUGCCCCUGGAGAUAAGGAAAAUUUACAAGCGCUGGAGAAGAUGAAUACAGUAACCUCCAAGUCAAACCUGUCUUAUAACACCAAAUUCAUGAUUCCUGACUUCAAGGUGGGGACCUUGGAUUCCCUUGUUGGCCUCUCUGAUGAGUUGGGGAAACUCGAUAUCUUUGCUGAAAGCCUCAUAAAGAGAAUGGCCCAGAGUGUGGUGGAAGUGAUGGAAGAUGCGAAGGGGAAGGUCCAGGAGAACCUUCUGGCCAACGGAGGUUUGAAGGAAAAAAUGAAAUGCUUGAAGACUGACUUAACGUCCUUCGUGACCCACUUCGAAUGGGACAUGGCCAAGUAUCCCGCGAAGCAGCCUCUGGUGAGCGUGGCAGACACUCUGGCAAAGCAACUGGCACAGAUUGAGAUGGACCUGAAGUCCCGAACGGCCGCCUACAACACUCUGAAGACAAAUCUGGAGAACCUGGAGAAGAAAUGCACGGGAAACCUCUUCACUCGGACACUGAGCGACAUUGUGAGCAAAGAAGACUUCGUGUUGGAUUCCGAGUAUCUGAUCACACUUCUGGUCAUUGUUCCCAAACCAAGCUAUGCACAAUGGCAAAAAACCUACGAAUCCCUCUCGGACAUGGUGGUCCCACGGUCAACGAAGUUGAUAGCUGAGGACAACGAGGGCGGCCUCUUCACCGUGACUCUGUUUCGGAAAGUGAUUGACGAUUUCAAAACCAAGGCCAAAGAGAAUAAGUUCAUUGUCCGGGAAUUUUACUAUGACGAAAAAGAAAUUAAAAGGGAGAGGGAAGAGAUGACCAGGUUGCUGUCGGAUAAGAAGCAACAAUACCAAACUUCCUGUGUUGCUCUUAAAAAGGGAUCAUCCACCUUCCCGGACCACAAGGUUAAGGUAACCCCGCUAGGGAACCCCGAUAGGCCCGCUGCGGGGCAGAACGGCAGAGAGAGAGAGAGUGAGGGCGAGGGUGAGGGCCCGCUGCUGCGAUGGCUCAAGGUGAACUUCAGCGAAGCCUUUAUUGCCUGGAUCCACAUCAAGGCACUGAGAGUGUUUGUGGAGUCUGUGCUCAGGUAUGGAUUACCAGUGAACUUCCAGGCGGUUCUCCUCCAGCCUCAUAAGAAGUCAUCCACCAAACGUUUAAGAGAGGUUCUGAACUCCGUCUUCAGACAUCUGGAUGAAGUCGCAGCUGCAAGUAUAUUGGAUGCAUCCGUGGAGAUCCCUGGAUUGCAACUCAGCAACCAAGACUACUUUCCUUAUGUCUAUUUCCACAUCGACCUUGGUCUUCUUGACUAGAAAGAUGAGCCGGCACCGCUAAACUUGCACAUUUGUGCAAAUUAGCACAGACGCUUCUUUCCUUUAGCCAGAGAAGAGUUUAAGUAUCCUACAGCAUUUAAAUUUUUAGAGAAAUUGCUCACAAAAAUUAGUUACAGUUGGAUUUAUUUUUUUUAAGUUACAAUAAAGAAAUGUUCUCAAUC
Kogia breviceps (pygmy sperm whale) is the source of this 1592-nucleotide messenger RNA. It is a transcript of the gene ATP6V1C2, whose product is annotated as ATPase H+ transporting V1 subunit C2. Gene Ontology annotation, cellular component: lysosomal membrane; vacuolar proton-transporting V-type ATPase, V1 domain. Gene Ontology annotation, biological process: proton transmembrane transport. The record is from RefSeq and is a predicted model, not a curated record. NCBI's taxonomy places the organism in Eukaryota, Metazoa, Chordata, Mammalia, Artiodactyla, Physeteridae. Gene Ontology annotation, molecular function: proton-transporting ATPase activity, rotational mechanism.